GCUAGUGGCUGAGACUGUUUUAACUCCUGGGCUCGGCGACCGGAGAGGGGCCAUGGCGGCGGAGGUGUUGCCGAGCGCGAAGUGGCUGUACUGCGGGGAGCCCGACGAAAGCCAGAGAGCUGUCCUGGCGUGAUUCUUUCUGGUCGCAUCUCAUUCUUGGGCUGGGACCUUACAGUUCAGUUCUCCAAUGGGAAGCUGCAGAACCCAGAGAACAUGCGCUUUAGCUUGUACAAGAACAAGGACGCCGCCAAUCCCAGGAAGAAGAGCCAGCGGAUCCUGGCAGCUGAAACAGACAGACUUUCCUACGUGGGAACCAAUUUUGGGACUGGAGCACUCAAAUGCAACACUCUGUGCAGACACUUUGUGGGAAUUUUGAACAAGACCUCUGGCCAAAUGGAAGUAUAUGAUGCUGAAUUAUUCAACAUGCAGCCACUGUUUUCAGAUGAAUCAGUGGAGAGUGAAUUGACACCAGAGAGUGAGAGCAAAACUUUUAGAGAUAAGAUGGACUCUUGCAUUGAAGCCUUCGGUACCACCAAACAGAAGCGGGCUCUGAACUCCAGGAGAAUGAACAGAGUUGGCAAUGAAUCUUUGAAUCGUGCAGUAGCUAAAGCCGCAGAGAGUAUUAUUGAUACAAAGGGUGUGACCGCUCUGGUCAAUGAUGCCCUCCACGAUAACUUGCAAGACGACUCCCUCUGCCUUCCUCCCUGCCACGCGGAUGCAGCCAAGCCUGAAGACGUGUACAAAUUUGAAGACCUUCUUUCCCCUGCGGAGUAUGAAGCUCUUCGGAGCCCAUCUGAAGCUUUCAGGAAUGUCACAUCAGAAGAAAUACUGAAGAUGAUCGAAGAGAACAGCCACUGCUCCUUUGUCAUAGAAGCGUUGAAGUCCUUGCCAUCAAGUGAGGAGAGCCGAGACCGCCAGGCCCGGUGCAUAUGGUUUCUGGACACGCUCAUCAAGUUCCGAGCACAGAAAGUGAUUAAGCGGAAAAGUGCCCUGGGACCUGGAAUUCCACACAUCAUCACCACCAAACUGCUGAAGCACUUCACCUGCGUGACCUACAACAAUGGCAGUUUACGCAACUUAAUUUCCGAUUCCAUGAAGGCAAAGAUCAUUGCGUAUGUGAUCGUACUCGCCUUGCAUAUAAACGACUUCCAGAUUGACCUGACGUUGUUACAGAGGGACCUGAAGCUCACUGAGAAAAGGAUGCUCGAGAUAGCAAAGGCCAUGAGGCUGAAGAUCUCUAAGCGAAAGGUGUCUCUGGCAGCCGGCGGGGAGGAGGAGCACAGACUGGGUACUCUGUGCAUCCCGCUGCCUCCAGCCCAGACCUCGGACCGCCAGUCAAAGCGGAGGAGACUCACGUAGAGGUGUGCUUUCCAGACAGAAGCUUGGCCACACGACAGCCACUUCCUCUGUUCAUUUCCAUUUUCAUUUUUUAAAGGGGGGAAAAGAAGCCUUGCUCUGGCAUGGGUAUGAAGCCACAAGCCAGCCUCUCAGUCAUGCUUGUCUUAAGCAAAAACAUAAAGUGACCACCAUAUUGGA
Molecule: messenger RNA, 1536 nt
Organism: Myotis daubentonii (Daubenton's bat)
Lineage: Eukaryota; Metazoa; Chordata; Mammalia; Chiroptera; Vespertilionidae
Gene: POLR1E
Product: RNA polymerase I subunit E
Biological process (GO): DNA-templated transcription
Molecular function (GO): DNA binding
Source: RefSeq, a predicted model, not a curated record